This is a messenger RNA of Sporothrix schenckii 1099-18, 2598 nucleotides long. RefSeq lists its product as uncharacterized. The transcript is spliced from 2 exons. The coding region runs from base 1 to 2598 and encodes 865 amino acids. Gene Ontology annotation, cellular component: nucleus. The record is from RefSeq and is a predicted model, not a curated record. Lineage: Eukaryota; Fungi; Ascomycota; Sordariomycetes; Ophiostomatales; Ophiostomataceae.
AUGUCGUCUUCGCCAAGAAAAUUGUCGAUUCAGCGCCCGGCGUCGGCCCUGGCCAAGCCGUCCUCAGUCCUUGAUUACCAAAACGCGCGCCAGCCCGUUGCUCUGCCCACGCCGCCACCCAGUGCCCGGAGCACCAAGUCGGCGUCCAACCGGAGCGAGCGCCGCCGGAGUCUACCUGCCCAAGCACCGUCCUCGUCAGGAUCGGCCGUGUCGACGCCCAUCGAUGCGUAUGCUUACGCCUUGGCCAAACAACCAGACGAACUGGUGCAUCUCGACAUCAGUGGGACAUUGUACGAGCGGCGGCGUUCGAGCGGGCCCAUGUCGCCGACCAUGUCGAUGAGCAGUGUGCAGAGUGCGACCUCGGAGCGUGGCUACGAGCGGAACAGCCGCGGCGACCGAGGGCGCGACCGAGACGGUGAGCAGGCACGGACGCGCAGCAUUGCCAGCAGCGCAGAGGAGACGCUGUCGAUCCACCGGCUGCGCAGCAACUCGGGCCUGGCACUGCACACCAACAGUGCUGCGCUGCGGCGGUACACGGACUACAAUGCAGACGGUUCAACACGGCUGCCACCGACAGACGAGCGCUUCGACUCGGACGGACGAUUCGGAGAGGAGACGGGGGAUGGCGGCAACCGGGCACCGGGCGCCGUGGCAGGGACACCGACAACUCCGAAGCUUCUCUCGUGGGAGACGGUCCGUGCGGUGCUCGACGACCCUGUGGCGCGGCAGCGACUGAUGGAGUACACACGCUCUGUUGGCGGCGCCGAGAACCUCGACUUUUUGGAGAUGGUCGAGCAAUACAACAAGGCGCUGCAUAGCGUCACGGCCCUCAUGGCCAACAUCUCGACCACGUACACAUGCAUGACGGCGACCGAGCCCCUGAACCUCCCGCAGCCGCUGUCCAAAUCGCUCAACGCCGACGUCAAGCACGUGUCCAAAUCGAUCCUGCCUGGUCUUGAGAUGCUCUUCGGCGACGUCAAUGCACACAUUCAGGAGCGCGUUGUGCGCAACAUGUACCCAGACUUUGUCAAGCGCCAGCUCAUGUUCCGCAUGAAGAAUUCGCUGGGCGCCUCGUCGGCGGGUGCGGCCAGUACGCCCUUCCGCUUCGAGGGUCUGGGCCAGGCGUUUUGUUUGACGGACCCGUACCGCCCAGACAACCCGGUCGUGUACGCAUCCGACAGCUUCGCCAAAGUAUUGGGAUACAACCGGUCGGAGGACAUCCCACGAACGGGCCGCUUCUUCCGUGGACCUGAAGUGAGCAACGAGGAUGCCUUUUGUGAGGAUUUGGUGCUCACACGCAAUCACCGCGACAACCGGCCGUUCUGGAGUCUGGUGUCGGGUUGCCCCCUGAAGACAGCCAGUGGUCGCGUGCGGUUUGUGCUUUCUGGACUGGUGGAUGUGACGGACGCCGUCAAGACGCGAGGGGAUAUUGUCAGUGCGUUGUCGGCUGCGGCGCCGGCUGCUCUUCAGCCCGCGCCCAGCCACGGACUGACCAUGCCGGUCCACCGCGACGUCAACCGCCCAAUGGGCACGAUUACGGCCUCGCACGUCGCGUCCGGUCGCCCGCCGCUUUCCAAGCAGGACAGGACGGAAAAGCCAUUGUCCAAGUCGUUCUUCAACCCCUUCUCGCGCAAGAAGCGGACCGACACGUCGGCGGCUCCAUCAUCACGAGGCGAGUCGGCGGCCCGUUUCAACCUUGGUAGUGACGUGGUCUCUCGUUCGACGCCGCCGGUUCAGUCGCCGAUGACGACGGCAGCAGCACCGCAAAUCAACCUUUCACCACCCGCCACACCCUCUCUCGACGACACGACGUCCAUGUACGCACGGUUUAUGGUGCUGCAAUUCGUGCCCGGCUCCAGCCACGGUCCGGACUACAGCAACCCCAUGCCACCACCGCUGUCGUCAUCGUCUCGGCGCAACAGCCGCUACGGCUCCAGUGCAGGCGUCACGUCCGCCCUGCACCCUUCCGCGUCCGCCUCCGUCAGCCGCCUCAAGGUUGCCUUUUCGUCGCUGCCCAUGCUGGACCUGUUGGGUCUGGGCCCGGCGGCUCAAGAAGCCGUCAUGUACCACGACGUGUUUGCCGUGCUCUCCGAACUGGCCGGCUCGCCGUCGAUCACGCCCGUGUUCCGCGCGAACGUGCGCCAGCGGGUGGUGACCUCCGAGUCGGCCAGCCUGGAGCUGAGCAUCCCCGCCAGUGGUGUGAUGGCGCCGGGUGCUGUGUCGGCGGGACUGGGCGCGGGUCUCGCGUCGCCGGCGAAUGCGAGCGGCGGCGGCGGCGACGAGUCCGGCGCGAGCACGGCGUCGCGGCGGUCCAGUCUGCUGCUGAGCGGAGGUCGGUCGAAGCGGGACUCCAUGGAUGACGAGGGCAUGUCGUCGUGGGACGGCAGCCGCGUGUCCGACGGGCGGUGGCCGCCGUCAAGCCGGCGCAAGCGGAGUGGCACGUACGAGCGGCCCGGGACCGGGUCGGGCGAGCGUCGUGGUGGUGGUGUUUCUGCGCCUCCCCGGCUGCAGCGACUGAUGAGCCACUGGACGCCGCUCAAGGACGUCGACGGGACGGUGGCGUGGGUGAUUUUGGUGAUGUCGCCUGUUGUGCAGUGA